Tupaia belangeri chinensis (Chinese tree shrew) is the source of this 1121-nucleotide messenger RNA. It is a transcript of the gene YIPF5, whose product is annotated as Yip1 domain family member 5. The coding region runs from base 147 to 758 and encodes 203 amino acids. Lineage: Eukaryota; Metazoa; Chordata; Mammalia; Scandentia; Tupaiidae. Gene Ontology annotation, cellular component: trans-Golgi network; membrane. The transcript has 4 exons. The record is from RefSeq and is a predicted model, not a curated record. Gene Ontology annotation, biological process: vesicle fusion with Golgi apparatus; endoplasmic reticulum to Golgi vesicle-mediated transport; regulation of ER to Golgi vesicle-mediated transport.
ACUUAAAGACGGAUUUCUACCAGACAAGUUACAGCAUCGAUGAGCAAUCACAGCAGUCCUAUGAUUCUGGAGGAAGUGGAGGACCUUAUAGCAAACAAUAUGCUGACUACAACUACUCACAGCAAGGCCAGUUUGUACCUCCAGACAUGAUGCAGCCACAACAGCCAUAUACUGGGCAGAUUUUCCAGCCAACUCAGGCAUAUACUCCAGCUAUACCUCAGCCAGUCUAUGGAAACAGCUUUGAGGAUGAGCCACCUUUAUUAGAAGAAUUAGGUAUCAAUUUUGACCACAUCUGGCACAAAACACUAACAGUGUUACAUCCAUUAAAAGUAGUAGAUGGCAGCAUCAUGAAUGAAACCGAUUUGGCAGGACCAAUGGUUUUUUGCCUUGCCUUUGGAGCCACAUUGUUACUGGCUGGCAAAAUCCAGUUUGGCUAUGUAUAUGGGAUCAGUGCAAUUGGAUGUCUAGGAAUGUUUUGUUUAUUAAACUUAAUGUGUAUGACAGGUGUUUCAUUUGGUUGUGUGGCAAGUGUCCUUGGAUACUGUCUUCUUCCCAUGAUCCUACUUUCCAGCUUUGCAGUGAUAUUUUCAUUACAAGGAAUGUUAGGAAUCAUUCUCACUGCUGGGAUUAUUGGAUGGGGUAGGUUUUUUGCUUCCAAAAUCUUUAUUUCUGCAUUAGCCAUGGAAGGACAGCAGCUUUUAGUAGCAUAUCCUUGUGCUUUGUUAUAUGGAGUCUUUGCCCUAAUUUCUGUAUUUUGAACUGCAUUUAUCUGGGAUGUGGACAUACACAAAAGGACCUUGAACUCUUAAAUAGGACCAGCAAACUGCUGCAGUGCAACUCUCAUGCAGAUAUACAUUUGACCCUCGGAACAGUGGAAGUAAACAUGUAUCUUUUGUUCAUUUUUAUAGAACUUUUGAAUACUAUAUUGGAUUUAUCUGAAGUGUAAUUAGCUUUAAGUAUUUCUGUUUAUACAGAUAAGAAAUGCUAUUUCUUUCCUAUUCCUGCAGCCUUUGAAAAACAGAUUUUUUCUUUGCAAAUUAUAUUAUGAUGUUUUUUAAUAGAUUUUUACCAACUGUGUGAGACCAACCACAAAGCUGAUAAUCUUUCUUAAAAACUAGUCA